This is a messenger RNA of Oryctolagus cuniculus (rabbit), 7065 nucleotides long. RefSeq names its product BCL6 corepressor like 1 (gene BCORL1). Gene Ontology annotation, cellular component: nucleus. The record is from RefSeq and is a predicted model, not a curated record. NCBI's taxonomy places the organism in Eukaryota, Metazoa, Chordata, Mammalia, Lagomorpha, Leporidae. Gene Ontology annotation, molecular function: transcription corepressor activity; protein binding. Gene Ontology annotation, biological process: negative regulation of transcription by RNA polymerase II.
GAGUCACACAUAAAGCACGAGCGAGCGAAAACGAUCGUUCUCCGAUCCCGGACCGCGUUGUUCGCUCCCCCCCCACCCCUUCCUGGAGCCCGGGGCUGGCCGGGGGAAGGUGGCUCCGUUCUUCCCCCGAGGCCAGUGCGGGGUCUGCGGCUGCCCGGCGAGGUUCCGGCUUCCCCGGGGCUGGCCGGGGGAGCCCCGAGAACUGCAGGCCCGCCCCCCCUUCCUCCUCCUCCUUCCCCUCCUCCCCCACGUGUCCUCCCGGAGCCCAGCGGCCUGAUCCCAGCACCCCCCACCACCUCCCUCCUCCUCCUCCCGCUUCGCCCGUUUCCCCGGUGGCGUGGAGAAGAGCAAAGUUGCGACAGCGGCUGGGGGGGCUCUGCCCAGGAUCGGCACGGUGAAGGACUGCUAGUCUCGGAUGGAAAGUAGCCACCAGUGCAACUCGGGUCGCCCCCACUAUUACUUCGGGGGAGUGGCCACAGCUGGUCUUAUCUGGUGGUGAGUGGCUGUCAUGAUCUCUACAGCACCGCUCUACAGCGGCGUGCACAACUGGACCAGUUCUGACCGGAUUCGCAUGUGUGGCAUCAACGAGGAGAGAAGAGCACCUCUUUCUGAUGAGGAGUGCACGACAGGUGACUGCCAGCACUUUGGAUCUCAGGAGUUUUGUGUCAGCAGCAGUUUUUCCAAGGUGGAGCUCACAGCAGUUGGAAGUGGCAGCAAUGCCCGGGGGGCAGACUCAGAUGGCAAUGCGACAGAAAAACUUGGGCCCAAGUCGGAAGAGCAGUCUGAUGACCCCCAGCCGAAAAUGGACUAUGCUGGGAAUGCAGCAGAGGCCGAGGGCCUCCUGGUGCCACUGAGCAGUGCAGGAGACGGGCUCAAGCUGCCCACGUGUGAUAGCGCUGAGGCUGGCGAGAGCAGGGCUGACUGCUCCUGGACUGCCCUCAGCACCCAAAUGAGCAAGCAGGUGGACUGCUCGCCGGCCGGGGCAAAGGCUUUGGACUCUCGCCAUGGUGUCGGGGACAAGAACACUUUCAUCUUGGCAACUCUGGGAACUGGAGUCCCCGUGGAGGGGACCCUGCCUCUGGUUACCACUAACUUUACUUCGCUGCCCGCCCCCAUCUGUCCGCCUGCUGCCGGGUCAGCGUCCGCGCCCCCAUCCGUUCCCGAUUCAUUCCAGGUGCCCCCAAUCUUUACCCCAGCCCCCACACCCAUGCCGGCUGCCACACCAACUGCCAUUCCCACCUCGGCACCCAUCCCGGCCUCCUUCAGUUUGAGUCGGGUGUGCUUUCCUACAGCUCAGGCACCAGCUAUGCAAAAAGUCCCCCUGUCCUUUCAGCCGGGGACAGUGCUGACCCCAAGCCAGCCACUGGUCUAUAUCCCCCCUCCGAGCUGUGGACAGCCACUCAGUGUAGCCACACUGCCAACCACCCUGGGGGUCUCUUCCACUCUUACGCUCCCAGUCCUGCCGUCCUACCUGCAGGACAGGUGUCUCCCAGGGGUGCUGGCCUCCCCAGAGCUCCGGUGUUACCCGUAUGCGUUUUCCGUGGCCCGGCCUCUGACUUCAGAUUCCAAGCUGGUUUCCCUGGAGGUGAACAGGCUACCCUGCACCUCCCCGUCCAGCAGUAUCGCCACCCAGACUGCGCCCGACGGGGUCCCUGGGCCUUUGGCAGAUACCUCCCUCACCACUGCUUCUGCCAAGGUGCUUCCAGCCCCGCAGCCUUUGCUGCCGCCCCCCAGUGGGAGCUCAGCCCCGCUGCAUCCCACCAAGCUGCCGGGUGGUGCUGAGCAGCAAACAGAAGGGACGUCUGUGACCUUCUCGCCCCUCAAGUCGCCGCCACAACUGGAGCGAGAGAUGGCCUCUCCAUCUGAGUGCAGCGAGAUGCCCCUCGACCUCUCCUCCAAGUCCAACCGCCAGAAGCUUCCAUUGCCGAACCAGCGUAAGACACCCCCCAUGCCCGUGUUGACCCCUGUGCACACCAGCAGCAAGGCCCUCCUCUCCACGGUCCUCUCCAGGUCUCAGCGCACAACCCAGGCUGCUGGCAGCAAUGUCACCUCCUGCCUGGGCUCGACCUCCUCCCCCUUUGUCAUAUUUCCUGAGAUCGUGAGGAACGGAGACCCAAGCACCUGGGUGAAAAACUCCACCGCGCUCAUCAGCACCAUUCCUGGCACCUAUGUGGGAGUGGCCAACCCAGUGCCUGCAUCUCUGCUGCUGAACAAAGACCCCAACCUAGGCCUCACCCGAGACCCCCGCCAUCUCCCCAAGCAGGAACCCAUCUCCAUCAUCGACCAAGGAGAGCCCAAGAGCGCCAGCGCCGCAUGCGGCAAGAAGGGCAGCCAGGCUGGCGCCGAGGGACAGCCAAGCACAGUCAAAACCCGCUUCACCCCGGCGCGCAUUGCCCCGGGGCUGCCAGGAUGCCAAACCAAGGAGCUCUCUCUGUGGAAGCCCACGGGGCCGGCCAAUAUUUAUCCACGGUGUUCAGUCAACGGGAAACCCACCAGCACCCAGGUCCUGCCUGUUGGCUGGUCACCAUACCACCAAGCGUCUCUGCUUUCCAUUGGCAUUUCCAGUGCUGGGCAGCUGACUCCUGGUCAGGGGGUGCCCAUCAGACCCACCAGCGUGGUUUCGGAGUUUUCCGGUGUGCCGCCCGUGGGCUCCGGAGAAGCCGUGCACGGACUUCCUGACGGGCAGCCCCGGCCUGGGGGCCCUUUCACUCCAGAGCAGGACGCUGUCACAAAGAGCAAAACUUGCCGGAUCGCUGCCAAGCCUUACGAAGACCAAGUCAGCCCUGUCCUCUUGACUCUCAGCCCUCAGACAGGGACCCUGGCGCUGUCUGUUCAGCCUAGCGGUGGGGACAUGAGGGUGAAUCAGGGGCCCGAGGAAUCAGAGAGUCACCUCUGCCCUGACAGCACUCCUAAGAUGGAGGGCCCCCAGGGUGCUUGUGGCCUGAAACUGGCAGGAGACACGAAGCCUAAGAACCAAGUGCUGGCCACCUACAUGUCCCAUGAGCUGGUCCUGGCCACCCCUCAGAACCUGCGCAACAUGCCUGAGCUGCCUUUGCUACCUCAUGACAGCCACCCCCAGGAACUCAUCUUGGACGUGGUUCCGAGCAGCAAGAACCAGGUGGAUCUAGGGCGGGUGAAAACGGAGAAGGUAGAUGGUGAUGUGGUCUUCAAUUUAGCUCCCUGCUUCCGGGCCGAAGGCCUCCCAGCUGCUCCCCCGCGGGGCCAGGCGGAAGGGAGGCCCAAGGCCGGGCAGGCUCGCGUGAAACGGGAAAGCAUGGGGGUUGUUGCUUGCAAGAACAAGUGGCAGCCCGAGGACGGGCCAGAAUCUGUGCCUCCCAAGAAGAAGUGUGGCAAAGAGAAGGAAGGUGAAGAGCAGCAGCAGCCGCAGGCUAAGCCCGGAGUCCGGAGUUCUGUUGGACCCAAGUGCCGGAAGCCGUCCAGUGACCCCCAGGAACUCACCAAGAAAAGCCCCAGGGGGUCUUCAGAUUCAGGAAAAGAGCACAACGGAGUCAGGGGAAAGCACAAGCACCGGAAGCCAGCAAAGCCGGAGUCCCAGUCCCCAGGAAAGCGAGCCGAGGCUCCUGAGGAAGGCUCCAUGGAAAAGAAAGCAAAGAGCAGUUUCCGUGACUUCAUCCCUGUGGUUCUGAGUACCCGGACGCGCAGUCAGUCUGGAAGCAUCUGCAGCUCCUUUGCUGGGAUGGCAGACAGCGACAUGGGAAGUCAGGAGGUCUUCCCCACCGAAGAGGAGGAGGAGGUAGCCCCCACGCCAGCCAAGCGGCGAAAGGUGAGAAAGACCCAGCGGGACACCCAGUAUCGUAGCCAUCAUGCCCAGGACAAGACCUUGCUGAGCCAGGGCCGCAGGCACUUGUGGCGAGCCCGAGAGAUGCCCUGGAGGACAGAGGCUGCCCGGCAAAUGUGGGACACCAAUGAAGAAGAGGAGGAAGAGGAGGAGGAGGGCCUGGUGAAGAGGAAGAAACGGAGACGGCAGAAGAACCGGAAAUAUCAGACUGGGGAGUACCUGACCGAACAAGAAGAAGAGCAGCAGCGGAAGGGGAGAGCAGAUUUAAAGGCCCGUAAGCAGAAGACUUCCUCCCAAAGUUCGGAGCACUGUCUCAGGAACAGGAACCUUCUCUUGCCCACUAAAACCCAGGGGAUCUCGGAUUCACCAAAUGGUUUCCUCCCAAAUAAUCUGGAGGAGCCAGCCUGCCUUGAAAACUCCGAAAAGCCAUCAGGAAAACGGAAGUGCAAGACCAAGCACAUGGCAAACGUCUCAGAAGAGACAAAGGGCAAAGGUCGUUGGAGCCAGCAGAAGACCCGCUCUCCCAAGUCUCCCACCUCAGCGAAACCCACAGAACCAUGCACACCCUCCAAGUGCCGAAGUGCCGGCCCAGAGGAGGCCUCAGAGUCACCCACAGCCCGACAGAUCCCCCCAGAGGCCCGGCGGCUCAUAGUGAACAAAAAUGCUGGCGAGACCCUCCUGCAGCGGGCAGCACGUCUCGGCUAUAAGGACGUGGUCAUGUACUGCCUGCAGAAGGACAGCGAGGACGUGAACCACCGCGAUAACGCGGGCUACACCGCCCUGCACGAGGCCUGUUCCCGGGGCUGGACCGACAUCCUGAACAUCCUGCUGGAGCAUGGCGCCAACGUGAACUGCAGUGCACAGGAUGGCACCAGGCCAGUUCAUGAUGCAGUGGUCAACGACAACCUGGAGACCAUCUGGCUCCUGCUGUCCUAUGGGGCUGAUCCCACGCUGGCCACCUACUCGGGUCAGACGGCCAUGAAGCUGGCCAGCAGCGACACCAUGAAGCGCUUCCUCAGUGAUCACCUCUCAGAUCUUCAGGGCCGGGCCGAGGGGGAUCCUGGUGUUUCCUGGGAUUUUUACAGCAGCUCCGUGUUGGAGAAAAAAGAUGGGUUUGCGUGUGACCUCCUCCGUAAUCCUCCUGGGAACGCUGAGCAAGAAGGAAAUGAUGGGGAAGAGGACGACUUCAUGUUCGAACUCUCAGACAAGCCUCUUCUCCCUUGCUACAACCUCCAAGUGUCAGUAUCCCGCGGGCCCUGCAACUGGUUCCUCUUUACCGACGUCCUGAAGAGGCUGAAGCUCUCCUCGAGGAUCUUUCAGGCCCGAUUCCCGCACUUUGAAAUCACCACCUUGCCCAAGGCUGAGUUCUUCCGGCAGGUGGCCUCCAGUCAGCUGCUGAGCCCCGCCGAGCGGCCCGCGGGCAUGGACGACAGAUCCCCCCCAGGCGCCUCGGAGACUGUGGAGCUGGUGCGCUAUGAGCCAGACCUGCUCAGGCUCCUGGGCUCCGAGGUGGAAUUCCAGUCUUGGAGCAGCUGACCAGGGAACCAGCCCCAGCCCUUUUCUUCUUUCUCCUCCCAAGUUCACCCUCCCCCCACCUCCCAUGUCUUUCCCCCCACCGAGCACCAGACUGCAGAAUGAGGCAAUAAUACGGACCAACAAGAAGCCGCCUUAUUAAUGCCAGCAUUAGUGACUGGAUCUGUUUGUUUGUUUUUGGGUUCCAAUUAGUUCUCAUCUCCCUGUCAUUGUUGUUGUGGUUGGUGAUGGGGGUGGAAAGUUGAACUCCGUGUCCGAGGACAGGAGGAGGUCCCGGGGAUGGGGGUGGGGUGGGAGGUGGCGCCAGGGUCCUUUGGACUGGCCUCCUUGUGUGUGACCAACACCAAACCUGGGCCCUGGAUGGCCGCGGGGCCUGAGGAGAAACGAGAAAAAGCCCAAAAUCUCUGAGUGCCCUCCCCUCCCCCCAUCGCCCUGCGCUCUUCUGUCUUCCAUAGUAUUUAUUUUAUUAGUAUUUAAUUUGUAUUGUUUCCUUGGUUUCUGAUAAGUCUGUAUCACUGUGACGAUUUGAGACAACUUUGUUGUAUUGAGGGAUGUUCUUGACCUUUUCUUUCUCGAUAAGCUCCAGGGCUGCUCCCUCCCUCUGACCCAAGUUAGUCCCAGGUCGGUCCCCCCCCGGCCCCCUGGGGGGGUGACGCGUGGUGGGGGGACUUCAGCUGGGUCUGAUGCAGCUGGGGGUACAUGCCGAGGCUUUGGUGCUCCCCCCCCCCAGGUUCUCCUCCUGCUCACCCCUGUCCUUUGUAGCAGCCCGGCUGUCUCCCUGUGGCAGUGAGGAGCCUGGAGGGUGGGUCUGAGGGGUCCCAGUGCCGCCGCUCACUUUCUUCACUGCUCCCCUCAGAGUGCACAAUGGGGGCUUCUUCCUGCACCCUUCCUGUGACCGCCCCCCCAUACUGAGCCUCGCACCUCCCAGCCCUCGUGCCCCGUCUCUACCCCUUCCCACACCCCUGGUACCCCUUUCCUCUCUCCCCUCCCUCCUCUUUUCUCCCGCUUCCCCCGGAUUCCCCCUGGCACCUGCACAGAUGUGAGAUCCAGGAUCAGCUGUCUCCCAGGCAAGAGCAGGAGGCUGGCAUCCAGUCCGCGCUCCACUCCUUCCCGGGGGCGGCUGGGCUGAGCGGGUGGCCCCUGCCGGCUUUCCCACCAGGCUCUGGGCCUCCAGUGCUGGGUUUAUGCGGGAGAGGGAGAGAGAAGAGCCAAGGAUCCAGGAUUGCUUCCCUGUCCCGCCCCCCCCCCCCCCCCGCCGUGGCGUGGCUUGGCGCAGCGCGGCGCUGUCUUUCCCGCUGUCGUCCUUAUUUUUCUACCAAUGGCUAUUUUUCCGAACAAUCCUUGUAGAGAGUUUGUACCAUUCAAAGGCGGGAGGGCCUUGCAGUGGCUGGCCCUGGUUGGAGAUGGUACAGUUUUAUUGUACAGGUGCUAAAACAACAACAACAAAAGAAGAAAACGGAAAAACAAAACAAAACAAAAGACAAAAAAAAGGAAAAAAAAAAAAAAGCCAGUUUGAGGAUGGGACAAUCUGUUCUCUGGAGGCUCCGAACCCAUGCCGGAGCGUUGGUGGUUAUUUUCUUUGUAUUGUGUCUGUUCCCCAGGGGAAGUUCUGGGCCCCCCUCUGUAGGACUGCUCCCCACCCCCUCCAUACUGCCCAGUUGGUUUUGAACAAUUGUUUUCCCUUUAAAAAACAAAAACAAAAACAAAAUAUAUAUAUAUAUAUAUAAAGUUGA